ACAUGUGACCACAGUGGGGCGGCACAUGUAAACACAUGUAAUCUUACACAAGUCGUUACCAAACGCUGAAGGCCACCUCUGUUACAUGUCGCAGCCCCUCUUCAUAGUGUUUCUGUCUCAUUGAAGGAAGGAGCUGUAACACCACCGAGACAGCAAUGAAGUCCAUUGCUUGUUUCUCAUCGUCCGUCAGAGCGGCUUGUCAGCACACCUCCGCUUGUUUCCCUCUUACUCGUGCUCCUUUUCUUUGCACUCACUCAGACAGAUGCUCCAAUGUGGACACUGCAAGCAAAACUGUAGCGCACUUGUGCGUAACCCCAGUUCGCAGUUUCCACAGCGCGCGCGUAAACACAGCAGUUGUCCAGCAGGUGAGCGCCGCACCUCCAUCCACCUUGGUGCCGUCACCGUGGAAAAGAGAAGACGAACUCACCGUGCACCAGCUGGGUAGACGCGUGCCAAAACCAGCUGCACGGCCAGCUGCACGACCAGCCCCGCACCUCUCUCCAUACAGCCCAUACUCAAAACCUCAAAGCAACGCAGCUGCACGUGUCAAUAUGCAGGCUCUGUUUGAAGGGGAUGGGAUCCCUGAACUCUGCUCCAGGCUGGCAGAUCUCCCCAGCAAUGACCGGGCAGAGGGACUGGCUACUCUGCUUGGGGCAUGUGUUGAAUUUGACUUAAAAGCCGACAGCCCUCUGGUUCUCAGGCUGAUAAACGAGUGCCUGCAGCUCCUCUCACGCAGGGACCUCGGGGUGGCUCAGCUCUGCCACCUGGGUGAGGCGUCCUACUCCCUGGAGGGCCACAAGUCAGCCGCGCUCACGGAGGUCCUGGACUCCGUCGGGGUUGCUGUGGAAGAGAGUGUCGUCACUGCCGGCGAGGCUGUCAGAGUGUACUCUCUGCUCGCUCGGUGCUACGACCCGUCCAGCCCGCACCACAUGUUCAUGCUGUCCACUCUGAACAGACACACACAGAGGAUGGUCCACUGGCUGAAAGCAACGCACGUCAGCAUGAUACUGCAGUCCCUGCUGAAGUUGCAGCACAGACAGGCGAGUAAAGCAUGGCCUCUUCUUUGAUUUUGAUGAAAGUGACACAAACAAAAAAAAAUAUAGUGGUACAUGUAGGCUGUUUUUAUAAUGUGUAAUUGCUGAUGUUUGUUUCACAGGCCAUUACUCUGGUGUUGAGGCUGUGUCACAGAGCAUCUCAGGUCUUUCAAGCUUUUAGCGACGAAGAAGUUAUCAAAGUUCUCUCUGCGCUCAUGAUCUUUGGACAACAUGAUGCUAAGCUCCUUGCUGCGAUGGAGAAAGACCUACCAGACAGGCUGGGAAAGUGUGAUCCGGAGCUGCUCAGCACCGUCAUGGAGUACUGCAUGCAGAUGAGGUGCCGCUCCGAGCCCAUCUUUGAGGCUGUGGCGGAGAACUUUGUUUGCCAAGCUGAGCAGCACAGCACCCUGCAGAUAGCCAAGCAGGUUGUUGCCAUGGGGAGACUCAACUAUCUGCCACAGUGCUCCAGUCAAAUGUUUAAGAAGCUGGAGAGCAUUUUGUCGACCAGGUUUUCCCAGUUCCAGCCUCGCUCCCUGAUUGAAGUUUUGCACGCCUGCAUCCACCUGGAGCGCUUCCCGCUCAACUACAUGUCCAAGAUCUUCAGCCCGUUCUUCCUACAAAGACUGCAAGCACAGGAGGAGAUGCUGGACAAGAAUACACUUGGACAACUGACACAGCUUCACCUCGCCACCUCAUUAGAGUGCACUCACUACUGGGGCCCCAGACUGCCUUACUCCCUCCAUGUGAAGAAGUUCUCCUCUGAGGACUGGGCCUUUGAGACACCUGUGGAGAGUCUCUUUUACAGACAGAUCAAAGGGCCGCUUAUACUGCUGCUGGGGGGGAAGUUAUAUUCUUCCAGAAUCUUAACUCCCAGUGGUUACACUGUAGAUGUGGAAAUUUGCCUGGAUGAGAAUGGAUACAUUCUGCCUCCGUCUCGGUGGGAUAACGUUCACAGAAGGCUGGCACUGUGUUUGGAUGGUCAAAACCGAUUCUGCAGCAACACACAACACCUGCUGGGCAAGGAAGCCACUAAAAGGAGACACCUCUGCAGGAUGGGCUAUGAGGUGGUGCAGAUUCCUUACUUCGAUUUCGAGCGGAUGGGAACUCGUAAGGAACGAGUCAAAUACCUUCACAACAAGAUCUUUCCAACCAUCUUCAAGUUCAGUCACCAAUCCCAAUGACCCAUCAAGGACAUUAACUGUUGACAUACACCAAAUCUAACAACCUUCCUAAUGUAUUCACAGUGAAUACGCUUGAGAUCUUCAGGCAUCUUUGUUUGUAACCAUGGUCCCCUAUUUUUGCAUAUUUUAUGAAACAAAGUGCCUUUUUAAGGGUCAGAGUAAAAACAAUGUCAGAGGAUCAUUUUACCAGAAUAAGAUACACCAUGUCUGAAAUGUCAAAUCAGUCAGGAUGAGUUAUUUUUUCUUGAAAACGAAUAAAAUCCUAUUGAUUUUUAAUAUGACUAAAGAAGGGAAGACGUCACAGCAGAAAUGCUGCUUCAUCAGCUUUAGGUGUUACAUUUAUUUGACAUUUAGCCCGAUGACCUGAGAACAGUAUCGCUACUUUUUAGGCCAUAGUUGCACUCUUUGAUUCCAGGAACUUCAAAAUGAGUUUAGCAAUGUUUUCAACUGUGAUUUAUUUAUUUAUUGUUAAUGACCAUGAUAAUUGUCUGUCAUUAUUUAUGAUUCAUUUAAGAAAUAAAGUACACCAUGCACAUAUUGAGUGCCACAGACUUC
This is a messenger RNA of Labrus mixtus (cuckoo wrasse), 2770 nucleotides long. Its product is annotated as FAST kinase domain-containing protein 3, mitochondrial-like. The coding region runs from base 1142 to 2215 and encodes 357 amino acids. Gene Ontology annotation, cellular component: ribonucleoprotein granule; mitochondrial matrix. The record is from RefSeq and is a predicted model, not a curated record. Gene Ontology annotation, biological process: mitochondrial RNA processing; regulation of mitochondrial mRNA stability. Gene Ontology annotation, molecular function: RNA binding. Lineage: Eukaryota; Metazoa; Chordata; Actinopteri; Labriformes; Labridae. The transcript has 9 exons.